AGUUCCUCCACAAGGGCGCGAUUCUAAAUCUUCGGCGGCGUUCUUUCUUGACCCUUCCGCCAUCCCGUAGCAACAGCUUCCCUCUGGUUUCCUAGAUAUGGUUCUGCGGUUGUUGCUCCGAGCGCUGCGCGCUUCCUGCCUCGCCGCUCCGCCUAUUGGUCGCCGGAUCCCCCUUUGCUCGCCAGCGCCCCCGGCGGCUGGGCGAGGAACGGCCAGCUGUAGGGCGUUCCGAGAACGCGGGCUUCUGUUGGCGGAACCUCAAAGGCUGGCGAUGGAGGGCGAAGCCGGAGAGGAGGAGUCGCCUGUCCUGCCUGCGACCAGCGGGCAGAUCGAUGGAAAGCAAAUUGUGGGACGGAAGAAAAAGCAAAGAAAAAAACAGAGAAAGAAAUCAGACUGUCUUGAUGAUUCUUUUGACUGUUUGAUCAUGGAAAUGCCAUUUGCAGAAGUAGAUAUUGAGGAAGAGUUUAGCCCCACAAGCUCAAUUAAAGCAAAAAAUAAAAAGAAGAGGAAGAGAACUACUGGAAGGGAAAAUGAUGAAGAUGACUUAAUAAAGAAAAAAAAGAAAGAUCAAGAUCGGCCAAAUUAUUUCAUCUCCGUUCCAAUUACCAACUCAAAGAUCUCAGAUGGUAUUCAUGCUCUCCAGGAUACCAUAAUAGAAAAAGAUGGCAGGCUUUCCAAAGCAAUGAUUCAUUAUGGUUCAUUCCAUGUCACUCUCCUGGUGAUGCAUUUGUCUACUGAAGCAGCAAUUGACAAUGCAGUUAGUGCUUUCUUGAAGAGUCAAGGUUUAAUUGAAGAACUUCUGCAAGGAAAACCUUUGGAUUUAUCUUUUCAAGGAACUGAUCACUUUAGAAAUCAAGUUGGAUUUGUGAAGCUGUCGGAGAGUGAUAAUACAACCACACUUCUAAAGAUAGCAGGAGUCUACCGGAUGCCAUGCAGCUGUGGACAAGUCUACAUAGGGACCACCAAACGCAGCGCCCAAACAAGAAUCAAAGAACAUGAAAGGCACUGCAGACUAAUUCAACCAGAGAAAUCAGCCAUAGCAGAGCAUUUGAUGAACCAGCCUGGACACAGGAUAUUAUUUGAGAACACAAAACUGCUGGACCAUUCCAACAACUAUCAUGUCAGACUACACAGAGAAGCCAUUGAAAUCCACAAGCAUGUGGACAACUUCAACAGAAAGGAAGAAACCAUGAAAAUGAACAAAAUCUGGCUACCAGUAUUACAAAACUCCAAAAUCAAAACAGUGGAUGGGAACCAACACUCUGAACAAAGGAUGCCCCCAGGCAAGAGACAGAACAUUUCCAAUGCUAAUUGGGGUGAUUAACUGAAACAUUAAUGCUGGCUCCCAGUGACAAAGGACUCUUGCCACACCCUGGACUCUACACAGAUAUAUAUUCUUUCCUUUCCUUACUUAGUACCUCACAACCUCUGAGGAUGCCUGCCAUAGAUGGGGCGAAACGUCAGGAGAGAAUACUUCUGGAACAUGGCCACACAGCCCGAAAGACAUACAGUUACACUUAUAAUUUAUUUGUUUUCCAAAUCAGUAUAUAUGAUGUUUCAAAUUGAAGUUUCUCAUUUUUAUUUGCUUGUAAAGCAGUAUGUUUUUUCUUUCAAGUUGACGCCUCGUAUUGAUAAAACAGAAAGAACCUUAGAGACUUUCACAUUAAAUAUGUGUUAUUAUAUUCUAUUGUUUGUCAUCUAUGCUUCAGUGAGUUAGACACAAGAGAUGGAAUGUUUAAUUAUAUUCAUAACUGCAAUGGAACACAUUGGAAAAAUGCUUUACGUGGACUUGCAUUUUAGUGUAGGGCAGCAACAAUAAGUGAUGGAAGUGCCUCCUUCGCCCUCACCGGAAUCGCUCCCCCGAUACACUAAUGAGCUGCGGACGAUGAAGCAAGCACGAAAGCGGCUGGAACAUCGGUGGCGACGGAAACCCGACGAGGUGUCACUGUCCGCUUUCAAGGCUUUUCGUAGGUCCUACGAAUCAGCCAUCAAGGAUGCUAAAAAAUCUUACAAUUCCUCUUUAAUAGCCUCUGCUAGAUCGCGCCCAGCUCAAGUAUUCAAAAUCGUUCGUGCUUUGACCAGUCCGGCUCCCUUAGUCCAAAACCCAGCAACCACGGCUCUUACAGCAGAGGCAUUCUAGAAGUCUUUCACUGAUAAAAUCACCGUGCUUCGGCAGGAACUGCCCCCUACAGUUGAUACCUUGAGUGAGCUUGAGACUUUGUGGCCGCUUAGUGGGCCUAUCUUUGACCAAUUUACUCCGCUUGACAGGGAAGAUGUCGCUAGAAUCCUGGCUGUUGCAAAACCAACCACCUGUUCCCUUGAUCCGUGUCCCUCCUGGCUGGUGAAGAGCUGCCUGGAAGAUCUACUCGAUCCACUGAGUAAUAUAAUCAAUGGCUCUCUCGGACAACCUAAAAGAGGCAAGGGUUCGUCCCUUGCUAAAGAAGCCUAGCUUGGAUCCCAUGACCCUUGCCAACUAUCGUCCUGUCUCCAACCUCCCAUUCUUGGGUAAGAUGAUAGAGCGGGCCGUACUGGGACAAUUGCAACAAUUUCUGGAGGAUACAGCCGGCCUGGACCCUUUCCAGUCAGGCUUCCGCCCUGGCCAUGGGACGGAGACAGUCCUGGUUGCCAUUAGAGAUGAACUUCGUCGCCAGUCUGAUAGCGGCGGAUCAGCGCUACUGGUACUUCUCGACCUUACCGCAGCGUUUGACACCGUUGACUACGAUCUACUGAUUCACCGUCUCGCCAUGUCCGGAGUUCGCGGUCAGGCCCUCAAUUGGUUCAAUUCAUUUCUGCGAAACCGGAGCCAAUGCGUGGAGUAUAUGGAUCAAGUCUCUGACAGAUCUCCCCUCCUAUGUGGGGUACCCCAAGGUGCAAUUCUCUCCCCUCUUCUCUUCAACAUCUACGUUAAACCCCUUGCUAGUUUGGUUCGGAGUUUCGGCCUAGACUGCUAUCAAUAUGCGGACGACACCCAACUCCUUCUGCGCCUGGAGCCUGGAGCAACAUCAAUACCAGACAAUUUCACCUUAUGUCUGGAGGCUCUGUCGAACUGGCUAUGUGCUAGCAGACUGAAGGUGAACCCGGUGAAGACCAAAAUUCUCUGGCAUGGCCGCUCGACCGGUCUGACCCAUUUGCUACUCACCUUCGAUGGUGCUGCCCUAUCUCCUUCGCCUACCGUUAAGAGCCUGGGUGUUGUUUUGGAUUCGCAGCUGACAAUGAAAGCUCAGGUCGCUGCUGCCAGCAAACAGGCCUUUUUCCACCUACGACAAGCGAGGCAACUGGCACCCUAUCUAUCUGAUGAGGCGCUGGCAACAGUAAUCCAUGCCACGGUCACGUCUAGGCUGGACUAUUGCAACGCCCUGUAUGUUGGCCUUCCGAUGUCCACGACCCGAAAGCUCCGUAUUGUUCAGAAUGCGUCAGCCAGGCUACUCACAAGAACACCCAUGAAAUGCCACAUAACACCAGUGCUGCAGCAUCUGCAUUGGCUUCCAACUGAUUACCGUGGUCUAUAUAAGAUGCUAGUUCUGACCUUCAAAACUCUUUACGGCCAGGGCCCAUCGUACCUUAGGGACCGUCUCUCCUUCUCCCAUCAUCGGAGGUCACAACGACCAUCCCAAUGAGACUUACUUUAUGUACCGGGUCCUAGAGAAGUGCACUUGGAAAGGACCAGGCGCAGAGCUUUUUCUAUUUCUGCCCCUGCCUUAUGGAAUGCCUUGCCGCCCUAUAUGAGAGCCAUGCGUGAGGUAGGGCCUUUUACCCUCGCACUCAAGACCUGGCUCUUUACUAGAGCUUUUAAUCUAUGUUAAUUUUAUUAAUAUUUUUAUGUAUGUAUUUUUAUCCUUUACAAUUUUAUCUUGUAAAUCGCCUAGAGCAUCGUGGAUUGAGGGCGAUUAAUAAGUUAUUAAAUGAUGAUGAUGAUGUUGUCGAAGGCUUUCAUGGCCGGGAUCACAGGGUUGUUGUAUGUCUUUCGGGCUGUGUGGCCAUGUUCCAGAAGCAUUCUCUCCUGACGUUUCGCCCACAUCUAUGGCAGGCAUCCUCAGAGGUUGUGAGGUAUGGUGAUGAUGAUGAUGAUGAUUAAAGUUAAUAGUAAAGUUGUACUGGUAGUGCACUUGUGGCACAGAGCCAACAUUAUGAAUGGAUUAAGGAAAUAAUACAAUACAUGCCUUGAUAUUCUUAAAUGACUUUUUAGAUUUGGCUAUCAUUCAAAUGAUUCUAAUAAUGAAUACUUGAUAGAAAAAAUGUAGGGUUGUUUAGUAUUAAAAGUAUUGAUACAUUAAAAUUCCUGAAGUGCCUUAUGAAUUUUUUUUGCCUAAGUCUAAGUUUUGCCUAACUCUAAGAGAGUCUAACAGCAUGUAAAUUAAAGGUUCAUACUAGUUACAGUAACUCCAUGGAAGGUAUAUAACUAAUCUGUCUUUAAAAUGUGUAAAAGGCCUCAGCUGCCUCGAAUAUGUUAGAAUUCAAGUGCCCAAGUUGGCACUGAAGAAGGGAAACAGAUGCCACAGAAUACAUUAGAGCAGAGCUUUCCAAACGGAUCUAUGUGAAAUAAGCAAGAAAUCAUAUAUUUUAAAAUAUAUACAUUAAAGCUUUUUAUGAGAUAUGUUGCAUCUCCAUAUAUUUUGAUACUACAGCUUAUGUACAUGUCCUUAGGUUGCUUUAACUUCUGGUUUGCUAGUAAAACUCAAUUACUAUGUUGCAAAAUGAUGCAUGUAUAAAGCAUGUUACCAACAUGAAAAGUUUGUAAACCUCUGCAUUAAAGGCAUGCUUUUAAAAGAAAAA
This is a messenger RNA of Anolis carolinensis (green anole), 4773 nucleotides long. It is a transcript of the gene akap7, whose product is annotated as A-kinase anchoring protein 7. The record is from RefSeq and is a predicted model, not a curated record. Lineage: Eukaryota; Metazoa; Chordata; Lepidosauria; Squamata; Anolidae. The transcript has 6 exons. Gene Ontology annotation, molecular function: protein kinase A regulatory subunit binding. Gene Ontology annotation, cellular component: cytosol. Bases 98 to 1324 code for a protein of 408 amino acids.